CCUUACGUCAGUGAUCACGUGUCAUUAAGGAUCCGCUGAAGUUUGGAAAAGUUGCAGAAACUCGAAGGAGCUCCAAAAGAAGGGCAAAAAAAACUGCCAGGAAACGAUUUAAAGCUGCGGGUCGCAUUCACCCACGCACACUAUGGAUUCAAUGGCCCAGAAAGUUUUAUCUUCCGGGUUCAGCCUUGACUUUGGACCCUUAAAAGAACCUCUAGCUUUCAUACGCGUACUUGAAUGGGUGUUCUCCAUAUUUGCCUUUGCCACAACUGGAGGUUACAGCGGUUCCACGGGCAUCAACGUUAUGUGUGCUGGCCAGCCAAGCAAGCAAAUAAUAGCAGAGUUCAACUAUCCAUUUAGGUUGGCACAGCAUCCUUACCAAGUACCCAGCUGUAAGGAAAAUGAUACCUCUGAAAAUACCUACUACCUGUCUGGAGACCGUUCCUCCUCUGCAGAGUUCUUUGUGUGUAUUGGAGUGUUCUGCUUCCUGUACAGCACCGCUAUGCUUAUCUUGUAUUUGGGAUACCAGCAUGUGUACAGGGAGUCCAGCCGCGCCCCAGUCGUGGACCUGCUGCUCACCGCACUUCUGGCCUUCCUGUGGCUGACCUCGGCCUCUGCCUGGGCCAAAGGUCUGACUGAUGUGAAGACGGCCACCAGCCCUUUGCUCAUUGUCAGUACUCUGGCCGUCUGCAAAAAUUCCAAAAACUCAUGCACUGCCGGAGUUCUGCCUCACAUGGGACGACUCAACGCCUCAGUUAUUUUGGGCUUUCUGAACCUUAUCUUGUGGGGAGGAAAUUGCUGGUUCAUUUACAAGGAGACACCCUUCCACAAAGAACCCAAUCAGCCCCCUGAUGUGGAGGGAGCAAAAAGGCCAUCCUAAGUCUUCAGAGUCUGAAACUGUAACUGUUAGAGUUACUGAGCGUUUGCUAUUAAGUUUGGCAGAGAAAUCGUGCAGUUAACAUGUUCAGACUGACUUGCUUUUGCUAAGGGUUGGAUUUGUUUGUAUUUUGUUUGAUACAUUUCAGAAAUAGCAAAGGAAGAACUAAUUUAGAUUUACAAGGAAAAUUAAUAUUGGGUUCCCAAUGGUCUUUGAGAACCUGGAAAUGUGAGAGGAAUGUGUCCUGUCCUUAGUCUGUUAUCACAAGUUCUUAUUAUAUAAAACAAUCAUUCUUUAGAAAAUGAUGCAAUCUUAUUGAUCAUAGAUUAGGCUGUUCAUCGUUAAUACUAUUACUCUCUAAAUUAUCAUCUUGGGUUUUUGGAAGCCCUUAUAAUGAAGAAAUUGCGGCACUCUAUAUUAUUUGUUUAAUUUGAGUUAUCUAAUAUAUUUGGUUUGUUAAAAUUGUAGCAUAAUCAAAGCCUAACGUUUUUUUUGCCAUUUUGGUGUUUGUGUGUGUGUUAUGUGCCCACUCCACGUUGUAAUUUAGUAAUUCAGUAAUUCAAUAACAAUUUUAUACUAUGAAAUAUUUCAGAACACAAAUUACAUUGCUUGUGAAACAUUCUUUUGAUUAACUCGAGGUUAUUGCCUCCGUAUUGUCUGGAAACCAAAACAUUCUGAAGAAAAUGUGUUUCACUUUGAUUUAACAACCUUUUUGCAUUUAAACAAGAAAAUGUUACGUUGCCAAUUUGAAAUUAUUUUAUUUAAAUUUUGUGCCAUAUUUUUUCCUGUUUGGUGUUGGUGUGCACAGACUUCCAUGUCAUGUUAGUGGUUGAAAGAAAUGUAAAUCUUUAUUAAUAGUGUUGUUACAAAGACCUUUUGUUAAUUUAAUUGACUUGGAACUACUAAUUUCAAAAACGUUUUUUAUCUUUGCUUUUGUCUGGCUUCUACCUCCACUUUGUCAUAAGGGAAGGCGAUCUUUGUUGGUUUAAUUGUAAUUGUUUCCUAACUUGAUGGCUUGUGAAGUCUUUUGCAAAGAAACUGUUACAAAAUGCUGAGCAACAUUAAAAUCAAAACUGAA
Messenger RNA from Boleophthalmus pectinirostris (great blue-spotted mudskipper), 1952 nucleotides. It is a transcript of the gene sypl2b, whose product is annotated as synaptophysin-like 2b. The record is from RefSeq and is a predicted model, not a curated record. The transcript has 6 exons. Bases 143 to 877 code for a protein of 244 amino acids. Gene Ontology annotation, cellular component: synaptic vesicle; synaptic vesicle membrane. Lineage: Eukaryota; Metazoa; Chordata; Actinopteri; Gobiiformes; Gobiidae.